GCCUCGAGUAAACACCUCAUGUUGUUGUUCUGUUGCAAAACCGGCUAUCGAUCACGCUGUUGAAAAAUGGCUUGUACAUCUCCUGCAAAAGAUAGCGAUGCACUUGCAUUGCUUUUGUUGAAAAACGAAAGAUCCACACCAACGAAGUUAACGUGGUCAAAUGUUACCCCGAUCGCGAAACUCGAAGGGCGAGAGUUCGAAUAUCUUGUUCGCCAAAGUCGGAUUUGGGUUGGCAGGAACAGCAGCCUCGGAGAUGUUGAUGUAAACAUGGGACAUUCGAAUUUCAUAUCGCGAAAACAUUUAGAAAUUGUUUACGAUGCUCCUGAUUUUUAUUUGUCGACGAAAGGAAAGAAUGGAAUCUUUGUAGAUGGAGUAUUUCAUAGAAGAGGAUCAGAAGCAAUAAAGCUUCCAGAUAGAUGUGUGCUGCGGUUUCCUUCAACGAACAUCAAGAUCUGGUUCUCCUCUUUGGUUGAUGACUCAACCCCACGACGAGUACCAAGUCCCCCUAGACAGCGCCAGUUGGCACCUCUCAAGAUUAACAUCCCAGAAGCUGAUUAUUCAUAUCCCUCCCCUUUGCCGUCUCCAACUGGUACAAUAAGUGUACCGAAUUCAUGCCCAACCAGUCCGAGAAAUGGAAGUAGUUCUAUUUUCAAUACUGAUGUAUUGAAAGCGGCGGCAGAAUCUGCCAGCGAGAAACCAAAAGAAGAUGAGCAAGAGUUAGAAUCGAGCGAUGAAGCAGGGACUCCUACUACGCCGUCUCCAAGUGUGCUCACAGAAAAGCUGAAGAACCCAGAAGACAAGCCACCUUAUUCGUACGCACAGCUCAUUGUCCAGGCGAUUACGUCAGCACAGGAUAAGCAGCUCACUCUGAAUGGCAUUUACCAAUUUAUUAUGAAAAACUAUCCUUAUUACCGCAUUGGAGACAAAGGCUGGCAGAAUUCAAUAAGACACAACCUAUCGCUAAAUCGCUACUUCAUCAAAGUGCCUCGGUCUCAAGACGAGCCUGGAAAGGGAUCCUUUUGGCGCAUUGAUCCCCUAUGCGAGGGGAAGCUGACUGAGCAAGCAUUCAGGAAGCGAAGACAGCGUGGUAUGCCAUGCUUCAGACCAAUGUUUACGCUGACUUCCAGGUCUGCUCCUGCAUCACCCACUCAUGGAAUGAUGAUGCCACCACCAUUUGUACCUGUCCGCACUCCAGAAGAAGGCCGAUCUCCCCAUUCUUCAUUUCCUGAGGGAACAGAGUCCCCUAAGCCAAAAACAGUCAAGCCAGUUCCAAUGGCCGCCAAAGCAAAGCCUGUGGUUGAUGCUGCAAAGUCAUCUAAUCUUGGAAUAAGCUCAGCUGAAAAGGUGCCGCUCGGCCUUAAUACCAUAGUGAUUUCAACCCAGCAGCAGCAACAACAGCAACAUAAACCUUCAAGUGGGGUCAGCGUGAUCAGGCCCCAGUCUUCCAGUGCUCCCGCACAAAAUGGGUAUUCGAAGGUGGAAGCUGGCCGUCUCGCUCCGUCCAAUGGUAAUACGCUGCUUGAAAGGAAGCAUGUGAUCACAAAUCCCAAACAGGAAAUCGAGCGUAUUCAAAGUAACUACAACGGCCAGUCAGCAAUGUCAGUUCAUCUCCCUGCAUCUUUUCGACAAGCUCAGUCAAGUCCAACCGGGAUGCCUAAUCGCAUUUUGUCAGAGUCCAGUGCAGAAGAGCGUAGGGAUUACAAAGUAAAUUUGCUCAAUAGUUUUGGGGAAAAUCCAGAGAACUCUUUUGGAGAUUCGGAAAAUUUGCUUAAACGUCCGGUCGCUCAGAACUCUGUUAUGUCAUCGGAAGAAAAUGCUGCUAGUCCCAGUGCUAAAAAAGUGAAAAUUGAAGAUAGAUUUAAUGAGAAAUCAUAGCAGAGAGGUGGUUUUUAAAAAGACAACAAGCUGGUUUGGUUUCAAACAAAACGGAUACUAUAGCAUGUUGUGCACAUAUAUUCAGUUGCAUGGAACUUGCACACCACAGUGUAUGCCCAUUGUAUGUCCACAGUGCUUGUAUUUACUCACUGCUUGCGAGGCGAUCUGUCCGUGACGUAUACAGUGACACUGUGAGCAGCGUUCUGCGAUGUACUGUGGAGCAGCUGACUGUUGAAUUGCGGUGGAAACCAAUGUCUUGUUCUUGGAAGAGAUUUUUGUGAAAGCGAAUUUUGUAAAUGUAGAAGUAGAGAUCAAGCUGUGCUACUGGCCAAUAGAGCUUACCAACUCAAGCAAACUGUUUUCAAAUACUAAAUUUAUCAUCAUGAUUUGGACGCUAAAAGAUAUACUGUUUGAUACUGCGCUUUAAAUUUGUGUCGAAAAAGGCGACACAUCUUCUGUUUCUCAAUCUUAUUUUAGGCCCAUGACUACAAGGUGGCAGUUUCCCGUGGUGUUAUUGUCCAAUGUUAGUCCACUGAUAAGCCGCAGCAUGGACGUUCUUUCGAAUGCAUGCGUUUGAUUUUUGUGCAACGUAACCAAUUUUAUCAACCACCAUUUUAGUGUUUUUCCGAUAGAAAGUCUUGUGUUGUGUCCGUUAUGUACGUUAGAAUUACUUAUUUUGAUUUGUUAAGAUUUCAAUCAAUACAAAUUAAACAAGGGAUUCUUUAUCUCUUUUGACCCAACUCACAAACAAGGAAGUCACCCUAUAAAGAGGGAUAAACCCCCUGGAUUCAGUGAAAUCACUGCUUGUCAGUGUUGCAUUUGGAACCAAGUAAAUAUUUAGUUUUUGAGAGACUAAACCGUACGUUUUUGACUGACUGUGUGUUCCUGGUAAAGCAAUUGAGAUAUUUCAUCCAAGGCAUUUUUGGGUAGCUUACAUGCGAGAUUUUGAAAGCUGGACGCCGAACCGCUUUUGAAUCAUUUUUAUGUAAACAUUUCUGUACCAGUUAUUAAUCUCAGUAAAGAUAUUUGCUUUUAUUGUAUUUUUUGACAGAUUCAUAUUAAAUGUACGGAUCUUUCAGCCAACAUCUUAUAGCAGAAUCAGGCAUUCUUGGAAAAGUUUGUAAGUCAGAUGAUUGAUUGAUAGAUAGGAUAUAGACGGAUAGGCAACAGGUAAUAGGUGCAUGAUGCUUAUUGUAAAAAAGACAACUUGUCAUUGCAUGUGACCCAUUAUUGAUAUAUCUGUUAUCAUAUAUGUAAAAGUCUAUAUGACAUUUCACAAUCUUUAUUUUGUAUGAUGAUGUAUUUUUCCUGAAAACUGCGUUAUGUCUCUCGUUGGUAUUGAAACGUGUAGAGGUGCGAACCUUUCUUCUUGGUAGAGAUUUUUUCGGUACUACUAAGUGCAAAAUGCCAAGAUCAGUAUUGAUAUCUAAAUGUUGUCAGGGAACCAUGUCUGGUACCCUUAGAGCCCAUAAUCCAGUAUGAAUCAUAGAAACAGAUAAUAUUGUCUUUCCCAUUGAAGAAGUGACUUCAUAUGUUAUUUGAGUAUCCUUUUUCUCGUUGCAUUUCGUGACACUGCUAGCAUGGAGCUUCCAGUUUCAGAGAUGAUGUUAUUGUAUUGAUUGUUAUGUGAACGUUACCGUAGUAGAACAAUUUCGGAAUUUUCAGUGACCGAAACAGAGUAGGUUACUCUAUUCUUCUUAUCUCACCAAAUCUUUAAGAAAUUUGAAAUGUAUUUUGAAGUGGUUGUAAUUCUGUAGUCAACUAUUUAUGAUUUCGUGAUAUUAAUGACGGUUUA
Rhopilema esculentum is the source of this 3670-nucleotide messenger RNA. RefSeq names its product forkhead box protein K1. Lineage: Eukaryota; Metazoa; Cnidaria; Scyphozoa; Rhizostomeae; Rhizostomatidae. Gene Ontology annotation, biological process: regulation of transcription by RNA polymerase II. The record is from RefSeq and is a predicted model, not a curated record. Gene Ontology annotation, molecular function: DNA-binding transcription factor activity, RNA polymerase II-specific; RNA polymerase II cis-regulatory region sequence-specific DNA binding; protein binding.